Microthlaspi erraticum is the source of this 2319-nucleotide messenger RNA. NCBI's taxonomy places the organism in Eukaryota, Viridiplantae, Streptophyta, Magnoliopsida, Brassicales, Brassicaceae. The record is from the annotation of a GenBank genome assembly.
AUGGUGCCAGAGUGGGUAGAAGCAUACAUGGACUACAACGGCUUGAAGAGGGUUCUAAAACAAAUCCGCAGCUACAAGCACAGCAAGCUAACCAGAGCAGCGUCGAGAGUCUCUCAGGAGGCUCAAGCGUUGCACCGUUCGUUCAGCGGACUCUCCUUCCAUCCUCGUCACAGUGACCAUGCAGGAGGAGGAGACAUUGAGGACCAAGUGAUAAAAGUCGACACUGUAGAUGAUGAUGACGACACUCGUAAGCUGUACAAGACGAAGUUUUUAAAGAUAUCUGAAGAAGGAAGCGAGUUCGAAGAGACGUUCUUCAAGAAGCUCGAUGAGAAUCUAAACAAAGUUAAUAGAUUUUACAAGGAGAAAGUCGAUGAGGUUCUUGAGGAAGCGAGUUUGCUAGAUAAACAGAUGGAUGCGUUGAUUGCGUUGAGGGUUAAGGUGCAGAGACCUGAUGCGAGUAACGUGAAUUUGGAGAAGCAUCCUUCUGAUAAGGUUGUUGUAGAUGAUGCAUCUGAUGAUAGCACAAUGAGAUUACCUGGGAGUGCGAAUAGAGAUAUUGUACAUGGUAUUGAGAGGACUAGCAUUCCGGAGGAAGAGGCUUCUCAGAUCGUGACCGACAUUGUUCCGGUUGCUUGUAGUGAUGGGGAUGCAGAGGAAGGUGACAAGCAGGAUCUACGCGAGAUACUAGAGCGUGUGAAGAUGAAUGAUGCGCUUGGAGAUCCCAUUUCUACGUUGAAAGGAGUGUUUGGUGAUUCAAGAAACGAUGAAGUAAUCUCCAAGAAAGGAUUGAAAAGAGCAGAGGAGCAGUUGAGGCUUGUUUUUAGUGAGUUUUAUCAGAAACUUCGCCGUCUGAAGGAGUACAGUUUUAUGAAUCUUCUUGCAUUUUCAAAGAUCAUGAAGAAGUACGAGAAGAUUGCUUCAAGGAAUGCGUCUAGGAACUAUAUGAAAAUUGUGGAUAAUUCAUUGAUUGGGAGUUCUGAUGAGGUUAACAGACUCCUGGAGAGAGUUGAGGUGACUUUCGUUAAGCACUUUUCAAGCGGAAACCGAAGAGAAGGCAUGAAGUGUCUAAGGCCAAAAGUUAAAAGAGAAAGGCAUAGAGUUACAUUCUUCUCUGGUUUCUUUUCUGGCUGCUCAAUUGCACUAAUUGUUGCUGUUGUUUUCAAGAUAGAAAGUAGAAAGAUCAUGGAGAAGGACUAUGGUACUGAAUACAUGGCGAAUAUUAUCCCUCUUUACAGCUUAUUUGGAUAUAUCAUUCUUCAUAUGCUAAUGUACUCUGGGAACAUUUACUUCUGGAGGCGUUACAGAGUCAACUAUACCUUCAUCUUUGGUUUCAAGCAGGGAACAGAGUUGGGUUACAGAGAUGUUUUCCUCGUAAGCACUGGUCUCGCGGUGCUUGCUUUCCUCUGUUUCUUGCUAAAUCUGCAGCUUGACAUGGACUGGAGGAUAAAAGAUCAUAAGACACUGCCUGAAGUUAUUCCUUUGGGUUUGGUCACUGUUGUUCUUGUCAUACUUUUUUGUCCUUUCAACGUCAUAUACCGCUCAAGUCGGUUAUUCUUCAUUCGAGCACUGGUUCACUGCAUUUGUGCUCCUCUCUACGAGGUUACACUACCGGAUUUUUUCUUGGCAGACCACCUAACUAGUCAGGUACAAGCCAUAAGAAGUUUUGAGCUAUUCAUUUGCUACUACGGCUUAGGAGAAUACUUACAGAGACAAAACAAGUGUCAUAGUCACGGUGUUUACAACGCCUUCUACUUUGUAGUUGCUGUUAUACCUUACUGGCUUCGCUUCCUCCAGUGCAUACGCAGAUUAUGUGAAGAAAAAGAAACCGUACAUGGAUACAAUGCUCUGAAAUACAUGCUGACAAUCAUCGCAGUCAUUAUAAGAACAGCUUUUGAGCUGAAAAAGGGACGAAACUGGAUGAUUUUGGCUCUUGUAAGCUCAGGUGUAGCGACGGCUAUGAACACAUUCUGGGACAUUGUUAUAGACUGGGGACUUCUCCGUAGGAAUUCCAAGAAUCCAUACCUUAGAGACAAACUUCUUGUUCCUCACAAGAGCGUCUAUUUUACAGCCAUGGUAGUGAAUGUGAUUCUAAGAGUGGCAUGGAUGCAGUUAGUUCUUGAGUUUAACUUGAAGUCUCUUCACAAAAUCGCGGUAUCAACCAUUAUUUCAUGUUUAGAGAUUGUUCGUCGUGGAAUAUGGAGCUUCUUCAGGUUGGAGAAUGAGCACUUGAACAAUGUAGGCAAAUACAGAGCUUUCAAGUCUGUUCCACAUCCUUUCCAUUACUACGACGAUGAUGACACUGACGACAAAGACGACUGA